CUCAAACAGGGAGAUGUUGAAUGGAAACGUGUUUCUUCCUUCAGUUCCUUAUGAUUCCGGACUGUGGCAGAGCUUUCGCGUGAGCUGCCUGCUGACUCGCGUCACAACAUAACUUUUUUCCUGUCUGUGCUUAUCCUCCACCGGGGCGAGAAGCCCGUCCCACCUGGUGAGAAAUAUCGUGUAGUGCACAUUCUGGUAGUUCUCGGUUUUUCUUCGCGUCCGCCCUGUUUAUUGAACCUAAGAAAGAUAUCGACCGUGAGAGCGAUAGCGGCAAGCACCACACGGGUUGGCAGUCGUAGAACCCUUCCCUUUGUUGGCAUGCACGUGCACGCUUGUUCAGGAUAUUUGGGGUUUUCAACUUUUUUCACGGUUCCCUGUGUUCCGUUUCCCAUAUUUCCAGGACUUUCACACUUGACAAUUAUUCUGAACUCGGGGAAGAUGAACGCGGCACAUUUGCGAGCGAUCUUCGGGAACUGGUGCACCCGGGGCACCGACCACAUAGUGGUCGAUAUGUAUGCGAAGAAGUUUUACAAAGCUUACUUCGCGGACCCCGUCCAGUACAACUACCUUUUCGUCUCUUUCUUUGCUGUGGGAUGCGCGGCUACAAUGUGCCUGCGACACCUGAUGCUCAAUCCCGACAUCUGUGUCCGCCGAGGAGAUGCCCGCAGACAUUUCAUCGAUAGGUGGCAGCAUCACCUUUACUCGCUUCCGUACUACAACCACUAUCUCAGAAAUUUCGCUCUUCGAUUCCAGAAUUCAAUCGUGGACAACGAACCAGAUUACCUAGGGAGUCAUCCGUGGGGUGUGCGCCCGAAGCGGGGUCUCAACUAUGGCCGCCUACCUUUCACUUUCAUGAACCCGUACCGGUACUUCGUGGAUGACCCUCAGUACGUGAACACACUCCACGACAGCAUGGAGAAGCAUUACGAGGCCCUAGGAUAUUACCCUAACCGCGUCACUAAUGCCGAGGAGGACGAGUGAAGGUGAUCUCAUUGGAGUAGCUUGUGUCAAGACACUUCAGUGCACUGUUGUUGGGUUACUAGAGUGAACGUCGAUUCUUCGAUAGUGUGAAUGGUCUUUCCAUUGCGUGGAGCGCCUUGACGGAUAUGGUGCAAGUCACUGGGCUCGCAAAUGAAUGAACCAACGCUGAAGCGGCGAGCGUGGGCAGCACAUGCUGAGGGGUAGUGAAAUCAGGAUCGAGGACAACAUUUUAGCUUCUGAAAUGCAUACAGCUGUGUUAAGUGAAUGGUUCAAGAAACGAUGCGUACUCAGGCUCGAGCCAGCUAGACACGUCGACAAAGCAAAUCGAAAGACAUUGUUGUAGGACUGCGAGACAAGCUCAAGAAACUCUUCGAUGAGAUGAGGAGCUGAAAAAGGACACAACAGACAUUUCUUGCGUGCUGCUAGAGGAGUGUACCUGCGUGCCCACCACUUUCGUUCCUCACUGUUGGGCACGUGGCGGUUUGUUCCGUAAAGGUGAUGAGACCGGUCGACGGUAUAAACGCCGGUUCCCUUGUACUGAAUGAAUGCGUGCGCUCUGCGACAAAUACAUCCAUUCAUCCCUUUGAUAUUUCGAUGCGAUACCACUAUGGCCUCUUUUGCGCAGCGUGCACCGACACACCUUAGCCCUGAGUGAAAACAAACCUCUCAGGGGAGGGGCAAAAGGAUUCUGCCUAAAUAUGUGUUUCGCGUCUCACGCAUUACCCCACCGUCAGCUAAAAUUUUGGGACUGUAUUCGUGUGCUUUCGAUGCCACAGCUAAUGGCGCAUCAGAACAAUCCACUCUUCUACAAAAUCUUCAGAGUUAUGUUUGAUUGACAGGCAAUGCGUUCUCACAGCU
Messenger RNA from Toxoplasma gondii ME49, 1839 nucleotides. RefSeq lists its product as hypothetical. The transcript has 4 exons. The record is from RefSeq and is a predicted model, not a curated record. NCBI's taxonomy places the organism in Eukaryota, Apicomplexa, Conoidasida, Eucoccidiorida, Sarcocystidae. The coding region runs from base 319 to 981 and encodes 220 amino acids.